AUGGAAUGCCUAGGAAUAUUUUUUAAAGAGUUAAUACUUUCAUAGCCACUCCCAUCGGCAUUUUUUACCGAUCAUUGCGUGUUUCAAUGCUCUAGUGAAUCCAGCUCUAUGCAUCUGCGAGUUUCAUACCCGCCUGUGUUUGUUGUUGUUAUUUUCGGUUUCGUUAGUUUUGUUGUGAGUGGGAAGCGUCGUCAGCCCUCGGAAGCUUCGUGGUUGUGAAUGCCCUAGAAAGGAAAAUUUCAUUCAAUGGUCGUGUUGUUGUCAAUAUUAGAAUUUUUCUUAAGGUUCCUUUGAAGGGCCUUGCUUCCUGAUACAUUUCACUGUAAUUUAAUGAAGGAAAUCACGGAAAAUAUGUCGUCAACCAAAUCCCCUCCUGCAACUACUUUGGAUGGUUUGCCCAAGAAGUUUGUAGUUGCAAUGAGAACUUUAUUUGAUAUUAUGGAUGAUAAGCGUAUUGGAUAUGUCAGCUACACCGACAUUGAGAACCGUUGGCAUGAUGAUGGCACCAAAGGAUUGCCAAAAGGUGUUCUUGAUUGCCUUCAGAAAGUAACUCCACCUAAUGGGUUGUUAACAUUUGAGCGGUUCUGUGCUGGCCUUAAAAUAUGUUUGCUUCGAAACCAAGCUGAAACAGGGCGUACCAAACUCUCUGAUUGUGGAGCUCAACCAUUGCGUCCACCAUCUGCACCUCUUUUAGAUGUGGAUCCCAUUCCCCUUUCAACGUUUCCAGCGUGGAACCCAAGCAACAUUUCUGGGCCACAGCACCGUGCUGCCAGCAUGCCUCAGCUACCCAAUGAUUCAAGAGACCCUGACACAAGAACUUAUUCAGACAUGCCAUCAGAAUCAGUCAUCAGUGCCGUGGCUGGAAAUAAUCCUCCGGCAGGAGGUAGCAAAGCUCAUCUCUUUGGUCCACCGAAGCCACCCAGAACUGCAGCAGGGCUCCUGGCUUCACGGGAAAGUUAUUCAGGGCUAGAUCGAACAAUUACUGAUCGCAGUAUGGCAGAAAGAAGUGCAUUGGACAAAGCUGAAAUAAGGUCUGCGCUACAAUGUUGGCAACAGCGUGCCACCCAGCCAGUAUGGAACAAUCGGGGAUCAGGUGAUGGAAAGCCAGCAGCUUUGAAUCCAUGCUCAACAUUUCCACUGAAUAAAAAUGAAGCUGAAAGUGGAUCUGGCAGUCAUAAAAGAAGUACAGGUCGCCGGCGAGAGCCUCGUAGACAUACAUUGCAGAAUGGCAUUGAUUACAAUAUGCUUAAACGUAUGAAGCAAAUGGAACAAGAAAAGGAAGUACUUCUAGAUGGUCUUAAAGCUGUUGAUCAAGCCCGAGAAUGGUACUUGAAACAGGUUGCAUCUGUCACUGAGAAAAUGAAAUAUCUGGGCAGAAUGGGCUCUCACAUGGAGCCAUGGAGUGAAACUCAGCAAGAACGAAUUCAGCUUCAAAGAGCCCGCGUUCUAGAAGUCAAUCGUCACCUCGCUGCACUUACAGAUGGUGGUGAACGAGGUGGUUUCCCAUUGCAACUCAACUUAGCAGUGCAUGGAUCUCUAGGAGCUCAACAAUUACAGCAACAGGCAGCUGCUGCUGCAGCAGCUCAAAGGUUCCGGCACCAGAACUUGAUGCUUACUGAGGAGGUCAGUAAGAAGAACGAUCGCAUCACAACUCUUGAGCGUGAAAAAGCAUCGUUGAUCCGCGAGCUGUACUCCUUAAGAAGAUCAUCUCACCCACAAAAUGAACGAGGUUUUGUUUAAGGCCCCAUCCAGUAUGUAUCUGUUUGAGUGUUUUGUCCAGUUACCUCUUAAUGUUUCAAAUUAGCUCAUCUUUUUGCUGUAUUGUCUCAUCCCCAAAAGUGCAGAGGCACAAUGUACAAGUCAAGUGUGUUUUGAAUAUAACUCAUUAUUGUACUUAUGCAGUAUACGUCUAAUUUGUUUUGACCCCAAGAAGGAUGGUGUAUCAGAGACAGUACAGAAUAAAGCUAACAGUUGUUUUUUUGUUAUCUUUUUCUUUUUUGGAAUUGAAGUUGUUUGGAGAAAGAAAUUUGUUUCUUUAGUUUUUGUUACUUAAUUGAAUGUGCACUGUUAUUUUAAUGCACAUCUAUCUUCCAAAUGCCAUGUGCUUAACUCAUUAAACAGGAAUUAAUCCGUCCUUUUUGAAGAAAUAUUUUCACUGCCGUCCAUUAUAAGAGAGAUGUAUUGUGAUUUUGUUAACUUCUAUCUUAUAUACUGUAAUCAAUUAGCACUGUGGCGUUCUAUAAUUGUUUGAUACUAGUAACCACAGACUAUUUGAGGUUUAUUAUUAUUAUUAUUACAGGAUUUCUGGCCUUUCCGUUUGUGUCUUCUUACUUUAUCAUGAUUGUUUUUUUGUUUUUUUUUGUAGUGUUUGUUUGUUAUGAACUUGCUCAAUUAUUGCUGCUUGUUAGCUUGGCCCUCUUUUUAUUCACAAUGUUAAUCUUGUUAAAUUUUGUUAUUGUAUGUGCAACUAAUAUUUUAUUCUCAAGAUUCUUGUUUUAUUUGGAUUCUGGUCAUUCCUAUGGCUUAUUAUUCUAGACUUACAGACUUGUCACUAUUCCCAUUAUGUGCCAUUGUGUUUUGUCUGGUUUCAAAUUUUACAUUGCCUCACCUAUGGAAGAGGACAAAUAAUACAGAGAAUACUAGAA
Thrips palmi is the source of this 2645-nucleotide messenger RNA. Its product is annotated as suppressor APC domain-containing protein 2. The transcript is spliced from 10 exons. NCBI's taxonomy places the organism in Eukaryota, Metazoa, Arthropoda, Insecta, Thysanoptera, Thripidae. The record is from RefSeq and is a predicted model, not a curated record. Bases 331 to 1740 code for a protein of 469 amino acids.